Molecule: messenger RNA, 1020 nt
Organism: Eimeria tenella
Lineage: Eukaryota; Apicomplexa; Conoidasida; Eucoccidiorida; Eimeriidae
Exons: 3
Coding region: 1-1020 (339 amino acids)
Biological process (GO): calcium ion transmembrane transport; intracellular calcium ion homeostasis
Molecular function (GO): calcium channel activity
Source: RefSeq, a predicted model, not a curated record
AUGCCUUUCUUCGAGCCCCUCGGGGCCGCGCGUUCUUCCCUCGUUGCUGCGGGGUGUACAGACACCUCAGCUGCUGCUGCAGUGGCUGCAGAGCCUCUGCUGCCAGCAGCAGCAGCAGCAGCAGGGGGCUGCGGUGAGGUGUACGCGCAGCUCCCGGUGGAGCGCGGGAGCCGCAGCAGCAGCGCCGCCGCCGCCGCCGCUGCUGCUGCUGCAGACGCAGAAGCAGCAGCAGCAGCAGCAGCACAGGGCGCGCCCGGGCUGCUGCAGCUGCUGCCUUCUCUCUCCUUCCUGCCCCCGCUGCUGCACCGCUACACAGGGACUUCCAAGGAGUCGCUGCUGGUGGGGUUGUUGUGCUGCUGCAUCAACGUGCUGCUGUACCUGACGAGCGGGGUGCUGACGCGGGUGCUGCAGCAGCAGGAGCACCUCGCGCAGCAGCAGCAGCAGCAGCAGCAGGGGGGCUGCCCCGAGGCCGCGGCCUGCGGUGUACGUACACCCCAGCCCCUCGCGGAAAACCUCCGAGUCCCUUAUUUGAUGGUUUGGGUCCCUCAAGUUUGCCAAAUAGUUUUUCUUUUUGUUGCAGUUCGAAUCAUCAACCAGAAGUACAGCCCCCACGCCCCCCAGCAGCAGCAGCAGCAGCAGCAGCGGCACUGCCACCUCAUCAGCAUGCAGGACAUGCGGGCCGCCUGCAGCAGCAGCAGCAGCAGCAGCAGCAGCAGUUUCGCGGAGGACGGAGAAGGCGCAUACGCGGCGCUGCUGCCGGCGGAGCGCAGCAGCAAAGAGCCGCCCGGCGAAGAGCUGGAGCUCCGCGCCGCAGCAGCAGCAGCAGAGCAGCAGCAGCAGCAGCAGCAGCAGCAGGACCGAUGUCUGCCCUGGAGAGCGCGAGCUGCUGCCGCUCCGCUGCAACAGCAGCAGCAGCAGCCGCAACAGCAGCAGCAGCAGCAGCAGGUGGUGGAAGUGUGGUUUGCGUUGAGUUUGCCGCACCACUUCUGCGGCGUGCAGCAACAGACUCGAAGCAGUUGA